CAACAGAAAUUGGGUCAUUUUUGAAAUCUACAGAUAACAAUCUACCAAAGAGUGACAAAGCGCCGCUUUAAAUCAAUGCAAAAUGGCCUUAAUAGGAAUCACUUGUUCUCAUAACUCUCACGUGGCAAAUUAUUGAUAUCAGCUUCCACUUGCAAACACCUUGUAAAGGUACCAACUAGACACCCAUAUAAGACAUUUGGUUCCGAUCAAAGUCAUUGGAUUUUUGAACGUAAAUAAUGGAUAACUAUUGGUGGUGCGCAAUUUUAUUCCGAAUUAUCCUUCCAUUAAUCGUAGUUAUUGCUGUGUCCAUUCGACCAACAGUGACUUCUUAUGUGUAUUUGCUUGUUGGAUGUUACAUGCCCUUUUUCUCCGUGCCUACCAGCCACUCAUUGGCUCAUAGUACUGGAACGUACAUGAAGAUCCUCAUUAUCACCUGCACCUUGACGUCGUGUUUUAUGCUCAGCUUUUACUUUGUGUUGUAUUUUCCCACGGAACCGGAGUUUGACCUGAAGCCUUGUAGUCCAUUAGAAUCAGCUCUUCGCACAAUGGGAGUAGUCGAGUUUGAAGGUUUGGAUUUCAGUUCGGCGCUUCCGUGGUGCCUCUCAGAACCUUUAAUGCUGCUGACAUCUGUGGUUCUGUUUUUUAUCUUUAAGAAGCUUUGUCAAGACACCACAGUCAGUCGAAUGACCAAAGACUUGUAUGAACUUGCCCAGGCCAAAGAAGAGCAUAGGAAGAACAUAUUGUCAAUGCUGAUGAAUUUCGGCAAGUAUUUCGUGGUUUUGCUCUGCUGCGUGACCGGAGUGCUGAAAGCCACUGUUUUUGGUGCCAUCUACUACUUCGUAUUCCUCUUCGUCAUGACUUAUUGGGCUUGCAACCAAACGCUUGGCAGAUUCUUUGCCCGAGUCUUAGUCUCAUUGACGCCCAUCAUAUUCCUCAAUAUGACCAUCAUGUUCUGGUAUCAGUUUCAGUAUUUCUAUGACAGCAAAGUUGUUACAGCCGACAGCGUUUGGGGCAGGCUCUUCAAUCUGAUUGCUAUUAAAACCUACAAAGACUGCAAGGAUCCAAGAAUUUUUCAGUUUCAUGCCCAGACCAAAUCGGUUUAUGCCAUACCAAUUUGCUUGUUUUUCCUGUAUGUGCUCAGCGUGUUGGUCAGUCGCGAAAUAUUGCAAGCUAAGGAUGGGCUUUUCAACUUGAUAGGGGCACUGUUCCGGAAGAGUAAGCCGAAGGCAUGGAGAACGGCGUUUUCCAGGUUGCAUCAAAAGUAUCAAGCCGAUAAAUUACUGGGAAAAGAUCAAGACCUAAUGGCUGAUAAAGUGAAAAACGUUGUGGAACAAGCGUUGCAGUUCAUCAUCGCAGUUUCCUACUUGGUAGCUAAUUUCAUCAUGAUGAUCUGGGCUAUUGUAUACGUGGGCUGGAAAACGCUCAUCCUGAUGACGUGGGCCAAUCUUGUUUGGCUUUUGCCUUUCAGGAAACAAGUGAUUUUGGUCACCAGUCCUGUGGUGGUGGCUUGGGUGUGGUUCCUACUGAUUACCAGCUACUUGUAUUCCAUGGACUUAACUGAAAAAGAACUGCCCACUAGAUACAGCAUAUUUAACUUGAAGUCAGGCAAGUGA
Dendroctonus ponderosae (mountain pine beetle) is the source of this 1613-nucleotide messenger RNA. RefSeq names its product piezo-type mechanosensitive ion channel component. Bases 237 to 1613 code for a protein of 458 amino acids. NCBI's taxonomy places the organism in Eukaryota, Metazoa, Arthropoda, Insecta, Coleoptera, Curculionidae. The record is from RefSeq and is a predicted model, not a curated record. The transcript is spliced from 9 exons.